CAGCCACAGGUCAUCAUCUGAGCCCCGAAAGCUAUGUAGCCAGGAUGUCGAGGAAGUGGAGGUAGAGUUGGUCAACCCACUUCCUUCCUCAGUGCUGGGUUUAUCUCCAACGACCGGCGUCAUCAGACACACCAUCAGGUACUCAGAGACCGACCUGGACGCUGUGCCCCUGCGCUGCUACAGAGAAACGGAUAUCGACGAGGUGUUGCUGGCCGAGCAGGAGGAAGACUCUGCAUUUAGUAGUAACCGCAGUGUGCCAGGGACCUCCGGCAGCAGCAGCUCUCUGGAGGCAACGUGGUGGCCACAUGCAGACGGGGUUGAGGAGGAUGAGGAUGAAGAGGUGGCAAGCUGGGCCAGUGUGAGGAUGCAAUGUGACAGGAAGAGGCAGCAUGCCAUGCAUGAUGGAGAUGAGGUGUUCAGCCAGUUGCUCAAAGGUUCCCCAAGUGGCCAGACUGCCCUUAAGUCCCCUAUCUCUGUGGGAAGCCCUUCCAGGACCUCCAUGGAUGGACUGGACUCCUUCAGCCGGCACUUCGAAAGCAUUAUGGAGUCAUACCGGUCCAAGAGCACCUCCUACAGUAGCCUGGACAGUGAGGACCUGACCCCCUGUGGCCCAUCUGUCUUCACGUUUGACCUUCCCACCUUGACCCCUGGGAUCCAGAGCCAGAUCUGUGACCGUGCCAAGCAGAUUAUUGAGUUGAGCUUUGCUCCAUUGGCCCAGUCCGGAGCUCCUGGCCUUUCAGGCUCCGCUGCUCAAGAGGCACCCCAGGGCUCAGCAUGUACAGGCCUGGAGGGCACAGCCAAGGAAGAGAACGAGUUGUCUACUGGCACUCCAGCCAAGAACCACCUUCCAGCUGACUCUGACACAGAGACCACACAAAGGGAACGCUCAUCACCGCCUGUCUCCAUGUCUGACCCUGACGUCGCUAUCGCUAACGGCAACAAGGGCAACCUGCCAGCUGCCAAGCGCCUGGCCAAGCGCCUCUACAACCUGGAUGGCUUCAAGAGGUCCGACAUUAUGCGGCACCUGAGCAAAAACAACGAGUUCAGCCAGAUGGUAGCGGAGGAGUACCUGAUUCACUUUAACUUCUCAGGCUUGUCCUUGGAUCAGUCGCUGAGAGUUUUCCUGAGAAAGAUCACCUUCACGGGGGAGACACAAGAGAGAGAAAGAGUGCUGUCUCAUUUCUCCAGAAGAUACCUGCAGUGCAACCCCAACACAAUACCAAAUGAAGACAGUGUGCACACUCUGACCUGCGCUCUGAUGCUCCUCAACACAGACCUGUAUGGACACAUGAAUGUGGGGAAGAAGAUGUCCUGCAGGCAGUUCAUAAGCAACCUGGAGGGCUUAAAUGGUGGGCAGGACUUCCCUAAAGAGCUGCUCAGGGCACUCUACAACUCCAUCAAGAAUGAGAAGCUCCAGUGGACCAUUGAUGAAGAGGAGCUGCACAAGUCUUUCUCAGAGUUGACCACCAGCAGGACAGACUCGGCGUCCCACACUCUGAAGCGCAGUGGCAGUGGGACGGGGCCUCUGGUCAGCCUGGCCCAGCAGGCUAACGCUCAGGUCUACAAGAACGGCUUCCUCGUACGCAAAGUCCACGCUGACCCUGAUGGCAAGAAGACCCCACGAGGUAAGAGAGGAUGGAAGUCAUUUUAUGCCAUUCUGAAAGGAAUGGUCCUAUACCUGCAGAAGGGAGAAUACCACGCGGAUAAGCAGCUGUCUGACGAGGAUUUGAAGAAUGCGGUGUCCAUCCACCACUCCCUAGCACUGAGGGCUGCGGACUACAGCAAGAGAGCCAACGUUUUCUACCUGCGCACUGCUGACUGGAGGGUCUUCCUGUUCCAGGCAACCAAUGCCGAGCAGAUGCAGUCGUGGAUCACCCGCAUCAACACAGUGGCAGCCUUGUUCUCUGCCCCGCCAUUCCCAGCAGCCAUUGGCUCCCAAAAGCGGUUCAGCCGGCCUCUCCUGCCAGGUUCCAGCACAAAGCUCUCCCAGGAGGAGCAGGUGCAUUCCCACGAGGAGCGCUUCCAAGCCGUCUCCUCCGAACGGCAGGAGCUGCGCUCCAUCCCACAGGAGCGGAAGCUCAGAGGGAAGGAGCUGGAGGAGGUCAAGCAGAGGGAGGAGUACCUGGAGUUUGAGAAAACCCGGUAUGGGACGUACACCAUGCUGCUGAGAGCCAAGAUCCGCUCGGGUGAGGUAGACGUGGCCGCGUUCGAGGCACGGUUGUUUGCAGACGCAAGCCUGCAGAGGGCACAGUCGAGCCCCACGCUGCCGCAGGACAGCAGCUAUGGCAGCAGUGGCGGUGGCAGCAAGAAGGGCCAUCUGAGCGAGGGCCGCAGGCCCAAUCACCAGCAGGCCAUCAAGCCGUGAGGCGGGCCCACCGGCCGCUCCUAGAGUUGCUCUGGGAGGCCCCCGCAAGGGCUACGGUGAGUAUUGAGUGCGAAAGUGAGCAAAAGGAGGUGGCUUGCGUCAUUCCACCGCAGUGGCCCCGCCCCAGCGGUGUCCCGUGGGCUCUGCUUGGACUGGCACCAGAGGCUAUGAGGGCAGCUGGAGAAGCUGGGUGUGACCCGUCCCUGCGCUCUCCUCCAUCCCAGCUGUGGAUCGCCCGGUUUCUGGCCACUGGCUGCAGAGCAAGCACCUGGCCCCACCGGGCGGAGGAGUGUCAGUACAGCACCCCUCCCCCACACCUGGGAACCCUUUCUUUAGUUCGACCUCACACUGCUGUCAGUAGCAGGUAGGCUGUGCAUUUCCAUGGCCUGCUUUCACCUUGUUGUGCAUAUUUAUUGUCUUUUCCUUGAUCAGACAGUAUGCUUAAACAGGCUAAGUACAAGUCUGUCUGCCAAAAUAAAUAACAACAAAAGCUAUUAUUUUCUAUUGGUUUGCCGCUGUAUUUAUAUCAUCUGUCUGGGUCCAGAAAGUGAGGAUCAGAGUUGUAGUGUUCAAUUCUAAAUAUUUCCACAUUUUAAUCAACCCAAAUAUAUCUGUGCUAACUUGGAUAUUUUAUGCCCUGCACUAUUACUAAAUAGAAUUUACAUUUCUGUGAUUUAUAGAAUAUUUAGUUGUUCUAUCAUUCUUUUUUUCCCUUGCUCAGUCAGGAAAUUGUAGGGAAAAGAGCCUAUAUAGUCCUUAUUCAUUCAUGUUUUCAAGCACGCUUGUGAUGUAAAGACAAUCAGUUUCCUCGUUUCCUUACAGUAUGAUUCCCAUUAAAUGUAUUAGGGCUGCACAAUAUGGCUAAAACAUUGUAUUACUACAUGACCAAAAUUAUUUGCCUCAUCAAAACAGUGACUGAGUACCAAUCUGGACUGUCUGAAAUAAGCCUGAUCUAAAAAUCGAGUCUGAAAUGACAAUUAGCAAAUGGGCUACUGUGCAGCCCUAACUCAUAUUGUGUCUUGUGUGUAUCGUUUUUAUCAUGAAAGUCAGAGUGGUAGGAGGACAGCAGCUGUACAUGAGGAACAAAACCCGCUCGUCUUUGUGUGCUUCAGGAUUUAUGUCAGAAUUGUACAUAUUGCGGUCGAUGAACUUUUGAAGGAGGCGGAAUGAGAAAUUUGGAAUAGAGGGCAUAAGAUAAUUGGGGAAGGGAGGGGGGGAUGUUCCUGUUCAAACCCUCAGAAUGUGCUCAAGUCAUUUUCUUCUCAGGCACCCAUCCAAUAUAUUGUAAAAUGUAUUAAUUACCACAGCAAUGCAUACAUGAGUCAUAAAGAUCUAAAGUGACCGUUAGCACUGCCAUCCUAUGAACGACUGAGAAAAUGCAUUUAUGGUAAUGCAGACAACACAUCAUUUUGAACCUUUGCUUUAAAGAAGUAGAAUAUAUGAGACCCAAAUCAACAGCACUUCAGCCUGUGAUGCUCCACUGCACUUUGGGUAAUAUUUGUGUAGAUUUUAUUGAAUGAGAGGAGAGAGUUAUUUAUAUAUUCUGGACAUUUAUAAUUCAUGUCGUCUUGAGUGUUUGUUUGUUUAUGAAUUGAUUUAAGAAGUUAUUCUAUGUACUGUUUUUAAGGGAAACAGCUACUCCAAGUAAUUCACCAACACAACAUUCUACUGUACAAUACUGUUACUUGAAAAUUUGUGUUAGGUUUUAUCGCUUUUAGUUGUAAAUACUGUGUUGAAACUGCUCAGUAAGAAAGAUGGUAUUGUUUGCUAUAGACAUUAAAAUAAAUCCCUUUUAAAAUGAC
This is a messenger RNA of Electrophorus electricus (electric eel), 4167 nucleotides long. RefSeq names its product pleckstrin and Sec7 domain containing a (gene psda). The record is from RefSeq and is a predicted model, not a curated record. Lineage: Eukaryota; Metazoa; Chordata; Actinopteri; Gymnotiformes; Gymnotidae. Gene Ontology annotation, molecular function: phospholipid binding; guanyl-nucleotide exchange factor activity; protein binding. Gene Ontology annotation, biological process: regulation of ARF protein signal transduction.